AUGGCUAGAAGGACGGAUUUAGCCAUCCCAGGGCGUCCGAGCAUGAGAGGAUCCUGGGCACUUUGCGUGGUUUUUUUCCUGACGACACUUCAGACAGUCGUAGGAAACCAGGGCAGCAUUUUAGGAAGCUGUCAUUGUGACCAGAAACUUCCCGAGUCUCUAGAUUCUACACUUUGGAAAUCACUCACUACUCAUCUACGGGGAUAUGAACACUGCCGAAACUACAUAAGGUUUCGCCUGCCCAGAAGAAAUCUGUGUGCAAGUCUCCAAAACACUUGGGUCCAGGAGCUUAAGACUUGCUUUGACAACCAUGAAUGUGGAUUCUCAAGGAUAGACCAAUCUGCAAAUCAGGCCAAACAGGAUGAUUACACAACCACCAGGACCCAAGGCAAUGAGCUGCCAGGACUGGACCACUUACCUCCAUUCACCCCUACCACCCACCCAUUCUCCCAGCCCAACCAGUCAACAAGAACCCAGCCCAGAGGAAUGAGGGAUAGAUAUCUCAAUGAUACCUCCAAUGCCCCACCAGAGAACACCAGCAUCAUAAACCUAAAGUGGGGAGCUGAGAAGAAGCCUAUAGAGCAGCUGGGCACCUCUCCCAUCGUACCUGUCUUGUGCCUACUUGCAAUCGUCUUUGUCCUUACGGCAGCUCUAGUUUAUGUCUUGUGUCAGAAAAGAAGAGCUAGACAAUCUCUAAAGCAGCACUCCAAAGGUUUUGAGCUGAUAAUCCCUUAUGAGACAAAUCCGUCUGACUCCUUGAUAUGAGCCAUGCUUCAGCUAUCUGGACACAGGUUUUUCUCCAAGACAUUCUACGAUUAUAUUAAUUUCUCCUGUGCCAUUGUGUAUUCACUAAACAUGAUGAUUGUUCUCUAA
This is a messenger RNA of Gracilinanus agilis (Agile Gracile Mouse Opossum), 873 nucleotides long. RefSeq names its product C-X-C motif chemokine ligand 16 (gene CXCL16). The transcript is spliced from 5 exons. Bases 1 to 765 code for a protein of 254 amino acids. The record is from RefSeq and is a predicted model, not a curated record. Gene Ontology annotation, molecular function: scavenger receptor activity; chemokine activity; low-density lipoprotein particle receptor activity. Gene Ontology annotation, biological process: response to tumor necrosis factor; T cell chemotaxis; positive regulation of cell migration. Lineage: Eukaryota; Metazoa; Chordata; Mammalia; Didelphimorphia; Didelphidae.